Messenger RNA from Molossus molossus (Pallas's mastiff bat), 321 nucleotides. Its product is annotated as NADH dehydrogenase [ubiquinone] flavoprotein 3, mitochondrial-like. The transcript has a single exon. The coding region runs from base 1 to 321 and encodes 106 amino acids. The record is from RefSeq and is a predicted model, not a curated record. Gene Ontology annotation, biological process: mitochondrial ATP synthesis coupled electron transport. Gene Ontology annotation, cellular component: mitochondrion. Lineage: Eukaryota; Metazoa; Chordata; Mammalia; Chiroptera; Molossidae.
AUGGCGGCCUUCCUUCUGCUCAGGCAAGGACGCAUUGGAACGCUGAAGACUGUGCUCCUAGAAGGACAAGUGUUUCGAGGACUUGCUCCUACAGCUUCUCUCUCUGCAGAAUCAGGAAAGAGUGACAAAGGACUGCCACUGAAUUCCAAUAAGCAAAGCCCACCAAAAAGGGCAGAGCCGGUACAAGCUGCCCCUCCUCCUGAGCUGUUUGACCACACCACCUACAGGAAUCUCCAGCAUCAUGACUACACUCCAUACACCUUCUUAGAUGUGAACCUGGAACUUCUGAAACUGAGGUUGCCUCAGCCCUCUUCUAGCUGA